UUCCGGGAAAAGCCGAUGAUUGGACCGAGCGCUCCAGGGCGGUGCUUGAGGGGGCGGUGCCGUGUCGGAAGUCAAAGGGAGGACGUGGGCUGGUGGCGGAGCUGGCUGCAGCAGAGCUACCAGGCAGUCAAAGAGAAGUCCUCUGAAGCCUUGGAGUUCAUGAAACGGGACCUGACAGAGUUUACCCAGGUGGUGCAGCAUGACACAGCCUGCACCAUCGCAGCCACAGCCAGCGUGGUCAAGGAGAAGUUGGCUACUGAAGGUUCCUCAGGGGCAACGGAGAAGAUGAAGAAGGGAUUGUCUGACUUCCUGGGGGUGAUCUCAGACACUUUUGCCCCCUCACCAGACAAAACCAUCGACUGCGAUGUCAUCACUCUGAUGGGCACGCCCUCUGGCACAGCUGAACCCUAUGAUGGCACCAAGGCUCGCCUCUAUAGCCUGCAGUCAGACCCAGCAACCUACUGCAAUGAACCAGAUGGGCCCCCGGAAUUGUUUGACGCCUGGCUUUCCCAGUGCUGCCUGGAGGAGAAGAAGGGGGAGAUCUCAGAGCUCCUUGUAGGCAGCCCCUCCAUCCGGGCCCUCUACACCAAGAUGGUUCCAGCGGCUGUUUCCCACUCGGAAUUCUGGCAUCGGUAUUUCUAUAAAGUCCAUCAACUGGAGCAGGAGCAGGCCCGCAGGGAUGCCUUGAAGCAGCGAGCAGACCAGAGCCUGUCAGCAGAGCCUGGCUGGGAGGAGGAGGAAGAGGAGCUUGUGGGCAUUUCACCCACAUCUCCCCAAGAGGCGAAGAUUCCUGUGGCCAAAACUUCCACAUGCCCUGAAGGAGGACGUGGCCCCCAGAACCCGUGUGAAGAGACUCUGGGGACCCAACUUGAGCCCCCAGCAGAGGUGACUCCAUCAGAGAGCAGCGAGAGCGUCUCCCUCGUAACACAAAUUGUUAACCCUGUCACUGCCCCUGAGGCCCCAGUGCUGCCCAAGGACCUGUCCCAAAAGCUGCUGGAAGCAUCUCUGGAGGACCAGAACCCAGCUGCAGAUAUAGGCGAGACUGGACCUGCGCCCCCAGUGCCCACCAAGCCACCAGGCCCUGCUGGCCGCGUCAGCAGCACCGAGCCCAGGCCUCCGGCCAGAGUAGAGAUACUGAGGGAAGAGGGACCUACAGACUUACGGGUGUUUGAGCUGAACUCGGACAGUGGGAAGUCUACACCCUCCAACAAUGGGAAGAAAGGCUCCAGCACGGACAUCAGUGAGGACUGGGAGAAGGAUUUUGACUUGGACAUGACUGAAGAAGAAGUACAGAUGGCCCUUUCCAAAAUGGACGCGUCCGGUGAGCUGGAAGAUGAAGAGUGGGAGGACUGGGAGUGAGCCGGGAGCGAGCAGCUCCCACACCCACAGUACCUCCUGCCUCCCUCACGCUCUCAGCCCAGCCCUGGAAGACACUGACUCACCCAAAUGGCCUCUGCCACCCAAAGCCAUGGGCAUGGAUUCCGGGUGGCUCCCUGCUGGUGCCCUGGGCCCAUGUGUGCCCCAGAGAAGAGGCUCUCUAAAUCCGAACCAGGAACUCUGAUCUGUGCCAACUAUAGGAUGACCCAAGUGGGAAGGCCACACACCUCACUGGAGAACCGACAGUUCUCUGCUCAACAUUCACUAUUCCUGGGGGCGCAUGCUGGGAAGUCCCACAGGACAGCUCCGGCCCUUCUAGACCGAAGCUACACCACCAGUCUCUUGGAGGAAGCCAAGACCACACAUGCGGUCCCCCAUAAACAGGCAUGAAAGACCAUGGCACCUGCCCUUGGCUACAUGGGGAUGGCCAGCACAUUUUUGUUCUGUCCCAGCAGGUGAGGUGUUCACCUCUGGGAAGUUGGUCUCCCUUGGGAGUCUCCUUCUCCCAGGCACUUUCCAUUCCUGGCAAGAUCCUUUGGGGUUCAUACCUGGAGACCAAACUCUGAGCCACCUUCCCCCUUUCCUCCAGCCCACUCUGGGACGUCCUCGGCCCUUGCCCAGGGCUGCUUCGUGUCCACUACACCCAAGUCCUUAGCCCAGCUGUGCCACCUGCAAGAGGCCACUCUUGUAUCCCAUCCCCUCCCCCAGAAGGGGGAGGGGUGGACCACUCCAGGCCCUCCUGUGCGUUGCCUGGCAGGAUACCUUGUCCAACCAGCUACCCACCUUGGCCCCCCUGUAGCUUAGGGCCCGAGCCACGACCAGCGGUACAGGGCACUGAUCAAAGGCAUGUGCUUCAAACUUGGCAAAGUCCAGCUUUGUCCACCUUGCACCCCAGCUGCCGGAAGGGAUGCGCUGGGGGUGACCUUGAAGUACUCUUCAGACUUCUGUAGCAGCUCCUCCCACUGGCAGUCACAGCCCUCACGCUGUCCUGCCCACAGCGCUCUGGUAAAGCAGCAGCCCUCAGGGGUAUGAGGAGCUGCAGGGAUUCCUGGGGACCCUGGUGCUCCAUGAUGCUGCUCUGCUGGGUUUAUACAAAGGCUGGUGGCUUUGCUGGUGAUAUAACAGGGUGGUGGCCAGGGCGUGGAGUGGGUGGGGAUCUGGUGGGAGGGAGAGGAUAUGGAAUCUUUUUCUGAUGGGAUAGGGUUUUUCUCUUUGUAAUUAUCUCUUUAGUUUAACUUUUUGGUUGUUUGUGCAAUAUUAUAUAUUUUAAAUUAUAA
This is a messenger RNA of Ochotona princeps (American pika), 2654 nucleotides long. It is a transcript of the gene BSDC1, whose product is annotated as BSD domain containing 1. Lineage: Eukaryota; Metazoa; Chordata; Mammalia; Lagomorpha; Ochotonidae. The transcript has 11 exons. The record is from RefSeq and is a predicted model, not a curated record. Gene Ontology annotation, cellular component: cytoplasm. The coding region runs from base 16 to 1359 and encodes 447 amino acids.